Molecule: messenger RNA, 2217 nt
Organism: Fulmarus glacialis (Northern fulmar)
Lineage: Eukaryota; Metazoa; Chordata; Aves; Procellariiformes; Procellariidae
Product: dystonin-like
Exons: 14
Biological process (GO): hemidesmosome assembly; cytoplasmic microtubule organization; intermediate filament cytoskeleton organization
Cellular component (GO): hemidesmosome; cytoplasm; membrane
Molecular function (GO): structural molecule activity; microtubule binding
Source: RefSeq, a predicted model, not a curated record
UAAAUUGCACUUACUUGCAGCUGAAUUCUGCCUGGGAUGCCUUAAACAAAACAUGGAAAGAACGGGUGGAUAAGCUUGUUGAAGCUAUGCAGGCAGCUGUUCAAUACCAAGAUGGACUGCAGGCAAUAUUUGACUGGGUAGACAUUGCUGGCAGCAAGUUAGCAUCUAUGUCCCCAGUUGGAACAGAUCUGGAAACAGUGAAGCAGCAAACUGAGGAACUUAAGCAAUUUAAGACAGAAGCUUAUCAGCAGCAGAUAGAAAUGGAAAGACUGAACCAUCAGGCAGAACUAUUGCUGAAGAAGGUAACAGAGGAGAGUGACAAGCACACUGUUCAAGACCCUCUCUCAGAGCUCAAACUAAUGUGGGACAGCCUAGAAGAAAAAAUUAUAAAUAGACAGCACAAGCUGGAAGGUGCCUUGUUAGCCUUGGGGCAAUUCCAGCAUGCCCUGGAUGAGUUACUGACGUGGCUGACGCAUACAGAAGACUUGCUGAAUGAACAGAAACCUGUGGGUGGAGACCCCAAGGCUAUUGAAAUAGAACUUGCCAAACAUCAUGUGCUACAAAAUGAUGUUUUAGCUCAUCAGUCUACAGUGGAAGCAGUUAAGAAAGCAGGAAAUGACCUGAUUGAAUCAAGUGCUGUUGAAGAAGCAAGUAAUUUACGGAGCAAGUUGGAACUUCUGAAUCAGCGUUGGCAAAACGUGUUGGAAAAAACAGAACAAAGGAAACAGCAGCUGGACAGUGCCUUGAUCCAGGCCCAAGGUUUCCAUGGUGAAGUUGAAGAUAUGCAGCAAUGGCUGACAGACACUGAACGUCAGCUGUUGGCAUCAAAACCUGUUGGAGGCUUACCAGAAACAGCAAGAGAGCAGCUUAAUACCCAUAUGGAACUUUGUGCUGCCUUUGAAGCCAAAGAAGAGACAUAUAAGUGUCUAAUGCAGAAAGGCCAGCAGAUGCUUGCAAGAUGCCCGGAAUCUGCUGAAACAAAUGUCGAGCAGGACAUAAAUAACUUAAAAGAAAAAUGGGAAUCAGUACAAACAAAGCUCAGUGAAAGAAAAACCAAACUGGAAGAAGCCCUCAAUUUAGCAAUGGAGUUCCACAACUCACUUCAAGAUUUCAUCAAUUGGCUUACUCAGGCUGAGCAAACUCUAACUGCAGCUUCUCGGCCAAGUCUUAUCUUGGACACGGUCUUGUUUCAAAUUGAUGAACACAAGGUUUUUGCCACAGAAGUGAAUUCUCAUCGAGAUCAGAUCAUAGAGCUGGACAAAACUGGAACCCAUUUGAAAUACUUCAGCCAGAAACAGGAUGUUGUCCUUAUUAAGAAUCUGCUGAUUAGUGUACAGAGUCGAUGGGAAAAAGUAGUUCAACGCUUAGUUGAAAGGGGAAGAGCUUUGGAUGAUGCAAGGAAAAGAGCCAAACAGUUCCAUGAAGCCUGGCACAAACUUAUGGAAUGGCUAGAAGAGUCAGAAAAAUCUUUGGACUCAGACCUUGAAAUUGCAAAUGACCCUGACAAAAUAAAGAUGCAGCUUGCACAGCAUAAGGAAUUCCAGAAAUCUCUUGGUGCCAAACAUUCUGUGUAUGAUACCACAAAUAGGAGUGGACGUUCCUUGAAAGAGAAAACCACCUUGGCUGAUGACAAUUUGAAACUUGAUGAUAUGCUGAGUGAACUAAGGGAUAAGUGGGAUACAAUUUGUGGAAAAUCAGUGGAAAGACAAAAUAAACUGGAGGAAGCCCUGUUAUUUUCAGGACAAUUUACUGAUGCUCUGCAAGCUCUCAUUGACUGGUUAUACAAAAUUGAACCUCAGCUAGCGGAAGAUCAGCCAGUACAUGGAGACAUUGAUUUAGUGAUGAACCUGAUCGACAAUCACAAGGUUUUCCAGAAGGAGCUGGGAAAAAGAACAAGCAGUGUCCAGGCUCUGAAGCGCUCUGCCAGAGAGCUGAUAGAAGGCAGUCGUGAUGACUCUUCCUGGGUCAAAGUCCAAAUGCAGGAGCUAAGCACUCGCUGGGAGAUAGUUUGUGCCCUGUCAGUAUCCAAGCAAACACGACUGGAACAGGCUCUUCGGCAGGCAGAAGAAUUCCACUCUGUUGUCCAUGUCCUUUUGGAGUGGCUGGCAGAGGCGGAGCAGGCUCUUCGUUUCCAUGGGGUCCUUCCAGAUGAUGAAGAGGCCUUGCGUACACUGAUAGACCAGCACAGGGUAAGCAAGAAAAUUAAGAGAGUCCUCG